Messenger RNA from Aphanomyces invadans, 1081 nucleotides. RefSeq lists its product as hypothetical. The transcript has 4 exons. The coding region runs from base 14 to 952 and encodes 312 amino acids. The record is from RefSeq and is a predicted model, not a curated record. Gene Ontology annotation, molecular function: protein binding. Lineage: Eukaryota; Oomycota; Saprolegniomycetes; Saprolegniales; Verrucalvaceae.
GUCAUUUCGACGCAUGGACGACAACAUGGCGGUCGCCCCCGCGUUUGCGGCGGAUUUUGAAUCGAUCCCGGACGCACUCAUUGACGUGUGCCUUGCAGACGACGUGCAUUUGAUCGACACGUUUCUUCAACAAGGGGGUCUCCAGCACAUCGAUGCGACGGGGAAGCACGACCGAACCCCGCUCAUGAUGUCCGCGGCAUGGAAUGCCAGCCGCGCUGUGGAGCUCCUGGUGAGACGCGGCGCCAACGUCCAUUUGAAGGACCCCGACGGCACGACCGCGCUGCAUCUCGCCGCCGAGAACAACGCCAAGCAAAGUGUCCAAGCCCUUGUGCAUGCAGGGGCGCUUCUAGACGACCAAAAUGCGUGGGGGCUCACAGCACUCCAUCUUGCUGCGGGCGGCGGCCAUGUCGCCUGUGCCAAAGAGUUGCUCGUGGCGGGGGCCCGCCUCGACUUGACGACCGUCGACGAUGGCGACACAGCUCUCGACUUGGCGCUGCGGGAUGGCCACCAGUCGACGGUGUUGCUGCUGCGAGGGUGGGACCCCCAGUGGUCUUCGCGCCUGUGUCGCCACCGCCUCGAGCCGGCCAUGCAGACGUGGACGCAAGCUCACGUCGCCGACUUUCUCCGGUCCCAUGCAAUGUCCCAAUACGUUCCGCAGUUUCUGGCGCACAACAUCGAUGGCCUCGCCCUGUCAGAAAUGACAGACACAACGCUCGAAAGCAAACUGAAAAUGGACCGACCCAAACAUCGUGUGCGCCUCCUGGAAGCCAUCAUGUUCACACAACUCCACUCGACGGCGAACCACGCGCACUUGCCCCCGGAAGGGGCCACGCAUCCCGCCAACACCGAUGCGACCAAGUCCACGGUGGCACCGUUGCCGCCUGUCAGUCCCCCUCGCCGCCCCUGGCCGACAUCCCCAUCACCCUACUUAGCCCCUCCGUGGUUUGACUAGCUGAAGUCACGCGAUGUUUCCCGAUUCCUACUUUAGCAACUCACAUUCGCCAGUGGGGUCCUCGCCUCCGUCACAACAAAGUCCGUCGGUCGCUGUGGGUUAGCGCAGCUAUAACUAACAUUGGUCCCC